Messenger RNA from Fopius arisanus, 7034 nucleotides. It is a transcript of the gene flfl, whose product is annotated as serine/threonine-protein phosphatase 4 regulatory subunit 3 flfl. Gene Ontology annotation, cellular component: protein phosphatase 4 complex; nucleoplasm. Lineage: Eukaryota; Metazoa; Arthropoda; Insecta; Hymenoptera; Braconidae. Gene Ontology annotation, biological process: DNA damage response; protein dephosphorylation. Bases 247 to 2685 code for a protein of 812 amino acids. Gene Ontology annotation, molecular function: protein phosphatase activator activity. The record is from RefSeq and is a predicted model, not a curated record. The transcript is spliced from 6 exons.
GUGCGUGGCUAGUGGACCCCGUGGCGCGUUGUUGUGAUCUAAUAUGGCGGAACGUAGUGUUGUGGCUAUUGAGUGUCUAUGUCAGUUUAUUGAGAUAUAAAAUUCACUAUCGCAAUGACAGGGUAAUAACAAAAAACGAUUAACCACAAUAUUAACAAGUGUCGAUACUAGAUUGAGACGAUUCAUCAAGCUGGAAAAUCUUUGAGCCCACGUGACCGCGAGUGAGAUCGUCAGAGGGAAGUUAGAAUGACGGAUACAAGGAGGAGAGUCAAGCUUUAUGCACUGAAUGCUGAUAGGCAGUGGGAUGACCGUGGUACUGGUCACGUGUCCUCACCGUAUGUUGAUCGACUCAAGGGGAUCUCGCUGCUCGUCAGAGCCGAGAGUGAUGGCUCGGUUCUUUUGGAAAGCAAGAUCCAGCCGGAUACUGCAUAUCAGAAGCAACAGGACACUUUGAUAGUAUGGUCAGAAGGUGACAAUUUCGACCUGGCCCUGAGUUUUCAGGAAAAAGCUGGUUGCGACGAGAUUUGGGAAAAGAUUUGUCAAGUUCAGGGCAAAGACCCGUCUGUUGAAAUCACCCAGGAUAUUGUCGAAGAGUCGGAAGAUGAACGUUUUGAUGACAUGUCGGACUCAGCUCCUCCAAUCGAACUUCCGCCAUGUGAACUCUCUCGUCUGGAGGACAUUAACGAACUGAUUGGUAAUUGUCUUUCGACUCCAGUGCGAAAAGAAAAGCUCGCAAUGGCCCUCGAAUCUGAAGGCUACAUAAAGAAACUUCUAAAUCUGUUCCACACAUGUGAAGAUUUGGAAAAUAUCGAGGGCUUACACCACCUGUACGACAUCUUUAAAAAUAUAUUUCUAUUGAAUAAAAACGCCCUGUUCGAGGUAAUGUUCUCUGAGGAUGUAAUAUUCGACGUAGUCGGCUGUCUUGAGUAUGAACCAACUCUGACCCAACCAAAAAGACACCGGGAGUAUCUCCGCCAGUUAGCAAGAUUUAAACAAGCAAUACCAAUAACAAAUGCCGAACUUUUGGCUAAAAUUCAUCAAACUUAUCGUGUCCAGUACAUCCAAGACGUUGUUCUACCAACUCCAAGUGUGUUCGAGGACAAUAUGCUGAGCACACUGAGUAGUUUUAUAUUUUUCAAUAAAGUCGAAAUUGUUACAUUAAUUCAGGACGACGAAAGAUUUCUGACAGAACUAUUUCGACAAUUGACUGACGAGUCAACAUCAAUCAGCAAACGACGGGAUCUUGUUUUGUUUCUUAAAGAAUUUUGUAAUUUCUCCCAGAAUUUACAACCACAGGGUAAAGAGGCAUUUUACCGUACUCUUACAGCUCUCGGAAUACUUCCAGCUUUGGAGAUAACUCUAGCUAUUAAUGAUGCACAAACGAAGACAGCUAGUAUAGAUAUCCUAACUUAUAUUGUGGAAUAUUCACCAAGUGUCGUCAGGGACUAUACUCUUCAGCAGAUUAAUAAUACUGAGCCUGAUCAGAUGUUGAUCAAUGUCAUUGUGGCACAAUUAGUUGGAGAUACCGAUCCUGAACUUGGUGGGGCUGUCCAACUGGCUGGGGUUCUUCGUCUGCUACUCGAUCCUGAGAACAUGAUGGCCACUGUCAAUAAAACCGAGAAGACUGAUUUUCUCAACUAUUUCUAUAAGAACACCAUUGUGACACUUAUCGAACCAUUAUUGGGAAACACUGUUGGAGAUAAACCAGUCAGAGAAGACUACAGGACUGUUCAGCUGCUUGGGUUAAUACUCGAGUUGCUCUCAUUCUGUGUGGAACAUCACAUGUAUCAAAUUAAGAACUGCAUUUUGAACAAGGAUCUGCUUAGAAAAAUACUUAUUUUAAUGAAGUCCACACACACGUUUCUAGUAUUAUGUGCGCUGAGGUUUAUGAGAAAGAUUAUUGCACUUAAGGAUGAAUUUUACAAUAGGUACAUUAUUAAGGGAAAUCUUUUUGCUCCUGUGUUCGAUGCUUUUGCGAGAAAUAAUGGGAGAUAUAAUCUACUCGACUCGGCCAUUCUCGAGAUGUUUGAGUUUAUCAAAUUGGAGGACAUAAAAUCGCUGUGCUCUCACGUCGUGGAAAAUUUCUCGAAAGAAUUGGAAACAAUUGAUUAUGUACAAACAUUUAAAGCAUUGAAAAUGAGAUAUGAACAACAUCAAGAUAAACUUAAGGACCGGGAUAGAGCUACGCUUGAAAGUGUACCAUCAAUUUUACGGAAUAGUCGAUACCGUCGUGAUCAACGGCAGCUUGACGAAGACGAAGAGAUGUGGUUUAAUGAAGAAGAGGAUUUUGAUGAGGGCGAGGCGGUGGUACCCGCUGCUGCUGCGGAUCUAGUACCACCAGCGUCAGCCAAAAAGCAAUCAGCUGGUCCAAACUCAGGGCAAAAUCCGAAUCCUAUUCCAGUUGAAUCGAAAAACCAGCAGCAACAAGGCCAAACGGGCCUUAAUAAUAACACUACCAGCAAUAUUCUGGUUACACAACAGUCCCAGGUUCACAACAGCAGUAGUCUGUCUACUGCAAAUGAAUCCCCCAUUUCAUCUGGAAUCAUUAACCCAUCUACUGAUAGUGUGGAAAAACCUAGCACAGCUGUUUUCAAAAAGGGAUUGGUGGAUUAUGAAGGUGAUUCAGACGAGGAAGACGAGGAUUCAGAGCUCAGCCCAUCACCGAAGAGGCAGCGACUUUCAUAGUAGACACAAUUGCCUUUUUACUGAAAAAAAUCAAUAUAAACACUAAUUCCUAUGAGAAAAAAAACUCACUCAAGCUGAUUCCACAUGAUUCCGGUUUAUUCUUUUUUCAUAUUCUUUUUGUAUUACUUCUCUUUCAUCAUACCUUUUAUCGACGUUUCGAGGCUGCAAAUACUGCUUUAAUUCAGAAGAAAAAGCGCCAAAUCAUUAAACCUAAUACAUUGGACAUAACAUCCGUUAUGUAGAGUGAGAAUGAAAGGGGAGGAUUUUCUUUUUUUUUUCUCAAUAUAGUGUGUAUAAUAGGAGUUUAAUUCCUUAUCUGUACGAAAUUUUAUACAAUUUCAUUGCGGAACCAAACAAAUCAUUACAGAAUAAAAGAACAAACUAUGAAUAAAGUGAAAAAUGAUAUGGGGCAGCGUAUCUUUAAAGAUGGAAAGUGUAUCAACAGAUUCAUCGUCAGUGAAUGAUUCAUGUGAAUAGAGACAAAACACCGGAGUCAGAUGUGGAGAAGUAAUUCAUUAUAUGAGUUUGUAAGACAAACGAGGAGAUCAACAAGAAAGGAAAUUGGUCAGAAAUCUUUAGAUUAUCUUGAAUAAGAUAAAUACUUAUUUAUGCGCAAUCGAAUGCCGAUGUGUGAAGCGAAUAGUGAAUUUUUGAAAAAAAAGAAAGAAUCAGUAGUUCUCUUUUUUUGCGUUUUAAUGUGCCCUACAAUGAAAACCAAUUCAUGUUCUUUAAAUUGAAUCGAGUAAUAAUUGCAGAAUGAAAUUAAUAAAUAUGAUUAAUAUACUUGCGAGGCGGCAAUUGUACGUGAGUUUUUCAUACUAACUAUUGUUUAUUGCAGCGACGAAACCUGAUAAGGAUAAUGAAAGGGGUUGAUAUUCGAGUAUUAGGGAGUUUAUUUAUUAUCAUUACUAUUCCUCACUGCAUUGAUUAUGGAAGGUGACGCAUUUUGUGGAUAGAUUUGGUAGAAAUUUUUGGAGGAAUCGAUGAUUGAUAAUUUUUUAUUCAUCGGUAAAUGUAUUGAAGAGGGAUUUGGUUUUCUGCGCUGUUCCUUGAUGCGGGGAGGAUGCAUUUGAGGAUUCGACUUUUUUUUCUCAAAAUAGCUUGAUAUGGAAUGGGUCGAAGAAAAAUCUAUGAAGAGUUGACCCAUACACCAGGAAAUUCACAAUAUAAUAGUAAUUUAUCCUACAACGGAUGAAAAGUAUUUUGGGAAGGUCUUUUAUCGAAAUCCGCUCCGAAGGCGCGGAUUCUGAUCAAAUAUGUUGCUACAAUGCUUUUCAAACCGAAGGUAAGUAAAAAGCAAGGCGAUAGGCGGCCACCUACCUACCUACCUAAAUGAGGAAUAAAAGUACGAGGUCAGGGCGGACCGAGUGACAUAAAAUACCUUUAUACAUUUUUCACUUUCUUUUUACCUUUAUAUACUUUUCAGCCCUUCCAACAUAAAUUACUACUUUCAUUCUUCGUUGAAAUGAUCGAUUAUCGAAGUAAUUCGAUAAUUAAUCAUCAUCGACCGAAGGAAGAUUCCUGUUGCAUUAACUGCGCGAAUAUCCCGACAAUAAAUUGUUUCAUACGAGAAAUUGUCAAGAGAAUUUUUCUUGAAAAUUAAUUUUCUCUCGUUCUUGGAUAAACCAUUUCCCGUUCAAGAUAUUUGAGCAAUAUUUCUUCAUCGCUCUCAAUAGUCUCGUUCAUUCGAAGUUGGCUUCCUCGAUAUGAUAUAUGAAAAGUCUAAAGCACUUGUUGCUAAUUAGUAUGUCUUUGCCACACGAAGAAAGCAAGAGAUUCCUUAUCAUAUCUACAGUCUACCCAGAAUGUUAGAUUUUUCUCUCCAAAUGGCAGGAGGAAUUAUGUAAUUUCUCCAAUUUUUGCAGUGUUCAAGGAUUCUUCUCUGCAUUUACGAAGAAAAUUCAACAUUAAUCCAAUAUUACAUUACAGUACGUUACCGUGCAGUUAUGGCAAAAAAUUGAAUGUGUAUAAUAUGAAGGAAAACAGAAUAUUAAUUCCCACAUGCUUAUCAAUCCAGGCAAUGCAUGGACUGGUUGAAAUGUCCAGUUUUCCUCCUGUGGUACGAAAUAGACUAUUUCUACUCUACCACAUGACAAUAGCGAAAGUUUAAUUUCUCUUCUCAAAUGAUUCUGAGAAUCGUUAAAGACCGGAAAUACGCAAGGAAUAGAAUAAUCCACUUUCUUUCUGUUAAUUGGGGGAAAAUACGUGCAACUCUUCGUGUAAAUGUAGCGGAAAUUAUAUUCUCGACUCGGCGGACGGAAGUUACUGUUUUUCCUUAUAGAUAUCAUCCGCUUUGGUUCGGGUGGUAAAUUUGGACGGGAUCAACGAUCUUCUAAUCUGUUCUCAUUUUAACAACGUCAUGAGUGACGAUUUCAACGAAUGCGAGUACAAACUUCGCCUUCCACUUGGCUUGUAAAUAUAAUUUCGUCCAGGAGAACAUUUAAAUCUUCUACUCUAAUGCAUCAUAGUAUUUUUGUCCAAAUACACAUCUCCUUCUGUGUGAUUGAAAUUUAGUGUAGGAGUGGUGCCUCGAUUUCAAUUUAUCAAUCAGACUCAUACUUGAAAAGCAUUUUAAUGACUAAACUAAUUGUACGCUGCUCCACUGUCUGAGCCUCAAGGAAAACCGAAUACCAAAAAUUUCUUCAAUAAAAAAAAUUGAGAUUAAAAAUGGAACAAUUUUACAGAGAAGAUUGUAAGCUUGUGUACAGAUUUUUCAACUGAUUUAAUUAAUAUAGAAAUUGACUCUAAGGAUAUGCCAUAAUACCACAGUUUGUGUACUUGAUAUCCACAGAAGUACUUUGACGACUGUAGCGCACUGAUGACGAUUAUGGUACAUUUCCUUAAUUUUUCAAGGAUACUGAUAUCAUUAACGAGGGAUUUUAGACGAAAAUGUCUAGAGACCUUUCGGAUAAUUCAUGUAAUUAUCAAUAGAAAAUGUCACUUUUUAUCUACAAUAGAAAAAUAACAGAGAUUAUUUCCUCCAAUCUAAUCUCGGACAGAGUACAGAAUUCGGGAUCACAUCACACAUUUCGCACUGAUAAUCUCAUUGACUAAAUCAACCUGAAUCAACAGGUUAAUUUCUACCACUUUAUUAAACAACGUAGGACGUAAUUGCUGAAGUAGACAUGAACAACAUUUAAACAAAGUGCAGAGUGGCAAACGGGAGCAGAUAGUGAAGAACAAACACAAAAGUGUCUCACUGACUGUAAUUAAGUGUCUACAUCACUAUAAGAAAGUCAAAUUUAAAAAAAUGAAGAAAACAUCAAUCAGAGCAGAGAUUAAUAAAAUAACAUUCAUGAGACUUAAAAUUAUGGAAACCCAAAAAGUUAUUUGGCCAAAUAACUAAAAAGGGUAACCAUAUACAAUAUUUCAUCGUGAUAAAUUAUAUCUUCGCGCAAAAUGGCUCAGUUAUUGUAGGAAAAAGCUCUGUGUUGAUAUAACGUUUACAAUAAUAAUGGAAUGACAAUGAGUAAUUAAUACUAAUUAUAAUGAAUAUACUUAACAUUGAGGAUAUGGUACAAGUGCGUAAUAUUUAUUAAUGGAAAAAUUCGAAACAGUGCAAAAAUGGAGAGAAAACCCGAUUACGUGGACUAUAAGCGGCAUAAUGAUGUACAUCAAUAAAACACGUUUAUUUUUGUAAAUAAUCAUUGAUAUCUAUGAAAAAUUCCCUGCCUUGAUGGAGAAACAGCAAUAUUCAAUGUUUAUUACUAGACCCCGGGACUUCAUGUCACUCAUUUAAUUGGUUUGGCCUAAAAUGCUUUCAAGAUUAUUGUCUACAUUAAACAGUGAUUCAACACCUUUAACACAUUUCAUACGAAUAUGUAAAAAGCUCAUGACAAGUUUUCUACCAAGAUACACCUUUAAAAAGGAGUUGAAAGAGAUGAUCAUACGGCAAAUUUUUGAGUAGUUUGUCUGGAAAAAAUUAGGUUAAAUAAUGGUUUUAUGAGAAAAUACUAAUCAACCUACCGUGUUGAUUGAUGGUACGAAAACCCCAAGGGGAUUUCAUUAGUAAAGCGAUUGUAUUAGUAUGUCAACUUGAUGUGAUCCGACCAAUCAAUGAAUAAAUUUAUUGAUCAGACAAACACCUAGUUAAUGAACAAGAUUGGGGGCAAUUGAAACUCUUGGAAUAUUCGACAAGAAGUGGCUCGUGACAUUUUUCUCUGAACCUUCUCGGAAUAUCCACAAACAAGAACCCAAAUAGUUUUUACCUCAUCUAGUUUUGCAAGUCACCUAUUCAAUGAAAACAUGCAACAAAAUAAAUGAGAAACACAAUUUUAUCAUCGUAAAGUGUUUUUUAUUUCGUGUUUCACAAAACACCAAUGAACCACUUAAAUGAUAACAAAUGAAAA